This is a messenger RNA of Arachis stenosperma, 6657 nucleotides long. Its product is annotated as putative disease resistance protein At3g14460. Gene Ontology annotation, molecular function: ADP binding; protein binding. The transcript is spliced from 8 exons. Lineage: Eukaryota; Viridiplantae; Streptophyta; Magnoliopsida; Fabales; Fabaceae. The coding region runs from base 2412 to 5696 and encodes 1094 amino acids. The record is from RefSeq and is a predicted model, not a curated record. Gene Ontology annotation, biological process: defense response to other organism.
AUCUAAAUCAAAGGAUUUUAAAUUGGUUUUAAUAAUCGAUUUAUUAGAAUUAAAUAUUUAUACUUGUUAUGCUCAUUUUAAUAUGCACAUGAGACUAUAUAUUUUUAUGAGAUUAUAUGGAUGUUUGAAGAAGUUUUAUAUUAUUUUAAAUCAUUUGAUUUUAUUCGAAUAUGAAUUUUUUUAUCAUUGAAGUAUUUGUUGGUAUUCACUUAUUUUGAAAUUGUGAAAUAUGUUUAAGAUGUCUUAAGAUUUAGAAAAUAUGAUUGAAUAUAAUUUGGAUGAGAAAAUAUUAUUUGAUUUGAAUUGAUACCUCAUGUUUGAAAGACCGAAGAAUUUGUUAUAUUCGAAAUUACAUGUUUGAAUUGGUUUGGGAGCCUCGUAUUAGAAAACCGUAGUUAAAUGCGGUUAUGACGUUAACUUAGGUGCAUCUGGCUCAGAUCCGGCGUUGCUAGCCUAACGUGUAGGCCACACGUUGGAUCUGUUAUUCCGUACGGACACACGAGAGGAAAGGGCUACCCUUAGAGGUGGAGCCGUCCAAGUGUGGACUAUUUGAUUUGAUUUCUGUAUGAGAACUCUCUUAUUGAUUCACACAUUCAUAUAAAUUAUUAUUUUCUAACUAAAAUUAUUUUUAUAAUAAUGUUUAUAUGGUCUCAUGUGAAUUAUGGAUGCACUGUCUAGUCACUGGAUUACAAAAUUCACUCCAUUUUUUCUAAAAAUAUUUUUCAGAAAUAAAUAUCUGAUUAUGUGAGCCUUUCUAUUCAAGAUUAAUGAUCUACAAUGGGUAUCUAUUCUUUGCUGAGUUCUUAGACGUCAUCUGCUACAUAUGUCACAGACAGAAUCCAUCUAUAUUUUAUUUUUGUUAAAAAUAUGUAAUUAUUCAUUCUUGAAACUGUAAAUUUAUCAAAAAUAUUUGUAACCUUCUUAUUUAUCUUAUAUUCGAAUCUUUUAGGCUUGCUGGGGGAUUAUUUUCCUGAGCGCCAGUCAUGGCUCAUUUUCGGCCGUGACAGCUACAACACAGAGAAUGAGAGACACUAUAUAUAGCAAAGGUCACCUAACAGCCUGAUGGCUAGUUAUCAAAUAUAAUAGCAUAACAGCAACUAACCUAGUGCUAACUACCAUUUUCAUUCUCUUCACUAAUAAAGACAUCACCGAAUUCUUUGCUGCCGGUUCAAGAGUAAGACAGGCUGCUUCCACCAUAAUCUGUGACAUAAUAUUGAUCCUAUUCUCAUGAGUUUAGCGUGUAUGCAUGCCUGCCAGUUAGUUAGAGGAAAGAUAUCUUGUUUGUAAUACAAUUUCAAACAUAUCCAAUGUACCAUCCAUCCUAAGGUGUAAUGCAAGUUUAUGAUUAUCUUGAUUUAUAUGCACUUGUCUCUGUCUUUUUCACUAGUUAAUGAAACUAAUAAUGCAGCAGCAUUUACUAAUAUACGUUUAAAAUUAAAUAAUUUUGAUUUUUAGUACUCUCAUUUGUAUUCUACUAUUUUUUUGUGCAUCACACAUUUUAAAUCUAGUAUAUUAUAUAUUAAAGCAAAGUUGCCCCAGACCAGAAGCGGAAGAAGUAAUUGAUGGAAAAUUGCAAAGAAGAACUCACAUAGUGAGCUUCAGUGGUGUGCCUUUGACCACUUAAUACCAUCUUUUCAACUUUCCAUAGCAAAUUCUGGUGUUCUUCAUAUCAACAUCAAGAAACAUUCAAAGGCUAUCCAUCCCUAAUCACUCAACUUUGCCUCCUUUUAAUUUGUUAGACUUGGUUGAACUACCAUUGCCAUUGCCAUCGUCAUCAAAUAUUCGCCAAGCUGUUAUAUCAUGCAUAAAUAAAUACAUAUUUUUGUUCCAAAAAAUACACAUAAUUUUUUAAUCAAAAUGCGCACUUUUUAAUUUACAUACACAAAUCCAAAUGCAUUAUUAGUUUAUUGUUGUGUUCAUUUAGUAGAGAUGACAGCCAAAUGCCUUAGGGAAGCAAUGAUGUUGGAAGAAGAAGAGCUCAGAAUUAAAACAAGACAAUGAAGCAGAUGAAGUUGUUUGAUAUUUGAAGCUUCGCCAUGAUUGUAUGGCUGCAUUUGUCAAGUUUCUUAACACAGGAGUAUGAAAAUUGAUAGAAGUUUUUGGAAACAGCAGCAGCCACUGAUGUAAUUGUCAGGCUCAUUUCAUCUGAGUUUGUCAACUUGGUGGUGGGUAAGAAGCUGGAUCGGAAGUUGGUUGAGAAGCUGAAGACUGCUAUCUUGGCUGCCAAAGCUCUGGCUGCUGAUGCCGAGCAGAAGCAGUUUGGAAACGAACUCGUGAGGGAAUGGCUUGAUAGUCUCAAAGAUGCUCUCUACACUGCUGAUGACUUGCUGGACCGUGUCUUCAUCAAAGCUCAAAUUCGCAACAAGGUACGCAUUCGUCUUCCUCACUUCCUUGAUCUGUCUGGUAGGAAGAUGGUGACUAAGAUAGAAGAGGUGGUUGAAAGAAUAGAAGAUCUUGAGAGACGCAAAGAUACCCUUGGUCUGAGAGAGAUUCAAACAGGAAGCUCUUCAUGGAGACCUCCAUCCACUUCUCUUGUGAAGGGGAAUGUGUUCGGCAGGGAUAGUGACCAACAGGCACUAAUCAAGAUGCUCAAUGACAACAAUCAUCAUAACUUGUCCGUCAUCUCUAUUGUUGGUAUGGGCGGUGUUGGUAAAACUACUUUGGCGCAAUGGCUCUACAACAAUAAGGAUUUGAUGCACGGGGUUGAUCUGAAAGCAUGGAUUUGUGUUUCUGAAAAUUUUGAUGUUGUUGAGACUACAAAGAAUGUUAUAAAGGGGAUCUCUUCAGGUGUUUGUAGUCUUGACGGCUUUGAUUUACUUCAACAACAUUUGAAGGAAAAACUGUCACAAAAGAAGUUUUUCAUUGUUUUUGACGAUGUUUGGAGUGAAGAUGCUGACAAGUGGAAUAGUUUUAUCACCCCUUUUCAACAUGGGAGAAAGGGAAGCACUAUUCUUCUAACUACCCGCAUGGUAAAUGUUGGUCGAAUAGUCCAACACUAUAACUCUUACACCCUCAAUCAACUGUCAGAUGAUUAUUGUUGGUCUAUUUUUGCGGACAAUGCAUCCUUUCCUGAAUCAAAUGGGAGCUCACCAGAAUUGGAAGGAGUAGGUAGAAAGAUUGUUGAGAGGUGUGAUGGCUUGCCGUUAGCUGCAGAAACACUUGGACGCUUGUUGCGCUCAGAGCAUCGUGUUGAAGAAUGGAAUAAAAUACUAUUCAGUGACAUUUGGAAAUUUUCUCUAGCAAAUUGUAAGAUUGUUCCAGCAUUGUUAUUAAGUUACCAUCAUCUUCCUACUCAUUUAAAACGUUGCUUUGUUUACUGUUCACUGUAUCCCAAAGAUUAUAAACUUGAUAAAGAUGAAUUAAUAUUGUUGUGGAUGGCUGAAAAUCUUUUACAACCACCAAGGAGGGGACAGAGUGUAGAACAAGUUGGUUGCGAGUAUUUUGAUGACUUGGUUUCAAGACUAUUCUUCAAGCAAGUUGAGAAUAAUGAUGAGAAAUAUUUUGUGAUGCAUGAUCUCAUGCAUGACUUGGCAACUUUUCUUGCUGGAGAUCUUUAUUGUAGAUUCUCAGAACUUGGUGAAAAGGAAGAGAUGAGUAUUCUAACUCGCCAUUUGUCAUACGAUCAUUCAAUCCCUGAGAAAACAUGCUCCUCUAAUAAAAUAGAAUCUUUGAGGACAUUAUUGUAUAUCAAUCAUGGUCGUGGACGAACAAUGUUACCAUGUGAUAUAUUGUCAAAGAAUAAAUACUUGAGAGUUUUGUCCUUUAGUAGACUCAAUAUAUUUCCUGAUUCAAUAGAUAAAUUGAUCCACCUGCGCUAUUUGGAUCUCUCUAAAAAUGUUGUUCAUACAUUGCCCGAGUCAAUAUGCAAUUUGUGUAAUUUACAAACAUUAAAGUUAAAAGAUUGUUCAAGGCUGACUAUGCUGCCCAAUGGCAUGUAUAAGCUUGUGAAUUUGCGGCAUCUUGAUAUAAGGGGUACUCCUCUGAAAGAAAUGCCAAAAGGAAUGGGCAAAUUAAAACAGUUGCAAACUUUAAGCAAGUUUGUGGUGGGAAAGCAAGAAGACAAUGGAAUGGAAGAGUUAGGAGGGCUUUUAAAUCUUCAUGGAUCACUUGAGAUUGAGAAAUUGGAGAAUGUGAUUGAUGCCAGUCAGGCAAGGAGUGCAAGGAUAAUAGAUAAGAAGCACAUUGAGGAGUUAUUGUUGAAAUGGUCUGUGUCUUCAGGUGAUGAUAUGGUUUCAAACACACAUACUAAUGAACAAGAUAUACUCCACAGCUUGCAACCGGACACUGGCUUGAAGGAGUUGCAAAUCAAGGGAUACAAGGGUACAAUAUUUUCCGACUGGUUGGGGCGCUGUUCCUACAAAAAUAUGACACGUGUAACUCUGGCGUCCUGCAAGAAUUGCUACAUGCUGCCUUCACUUGGACAACUGCCAUCUCUAAAGUCCCUCAGCAUUGAAAAGUUUGAUCAGCUGAAGAGCAUUGGCAUGGAGUUUUACAAGAAUGAAGGCCAUCAACAUUCUUGGCCAAUUGCACCGUUUCCCUUACUGGAGAGUUUGGAAUUCUGGCAUAUGGCAUGUUGGGAGGAGUGGCAGUUACCUGACUCAGGAGCCUUUCCUCAGCUUAAGAGCCUUCAAAUAAGAAAUUGUCUAAUGUUAAAGGGAGAUAUGGUUAAUCAGGUAUUCAUGAGAAUCGUUUUUUCCUCAUCAUAUGUUUCCAAAGUGCACAAACUUGGAAUACAAGUACAUCAUCAAGUAUGGGAUAAAGGGAUGACACUCGAUGGGGAUAGGUUAUCAAUUAGGGGAAUUGAAUGUGUGGCGGAGUGUGCAUUUAAGGCAAGGAUCAUCCACCAUCUAACUUCCCUCCAAGAAAUACAUAUCUCAGGGUGUUCGUCUGUUGUAUCUUUGGGGGGCAAUCUCUUACCCAAAUCUUUGCAAAAGCUCAAAAUCUAUGAUUGCCGCCAAAUUGAAUUACUCCAGCAACAACACAAGUAUGAUUUGGUAGAUCUACAAAUAGAAUUCAGUUGUGAUUCACUGACCUCAUUGUCGUUGGAUGCCUUUCCCAAUCUCCAGAAUCUGAAGAUAUGCUGGUGUGAGAAUCUGGAAUCAGUUUCAAUGUCAGAGCCACCACACGCUGCUCUUCAACGUCUCACCAUUUCUGGCUGCCCCCAAUUUGUGUCAUUUCCCCAAGAAGGACUGGUUACACCCAACUUGACUCAUCUCCAUGUUAGCUGGUGCCGGAAGUUGGAGGCAUUGCCACGUGGCAUGAAUACUCUUCUCCCAAAUUUACAGUCACUCGACAUACGACGUUGCCCAAACAUUUGUAGGUCGCCAGAGGGUGGUUUGCCGGAUAACCUGAAAGAGCUAAGUGUAGGAGAUUGCGAAGAACAAGUGAGGGGUCUAUCAUGGAUGGGCAACUUGGAAAACCUCACUCAUCUCACCGUUUCUGGUGUUGGGUGUGAGAGCAUAAAGUCAUACCCAGAGGUGGGUUCGCUGCCUCGCCUUCCCUCCCUUACCACUCUUGAGAUACGCUUGUUUCAUAAUCUGGAGACAUUGGAGUGCAACGAGCUUCUCCGCCUCACCUCCCUCCAACAACUACACAUUUCAAACUCUCCAAAGCUGAUCUAUAUUGAAGAAGAAGAGCUGCCUCCCUCUCUCUCCCACAUUCCCACCAUUAAAGUCCAUGGCAUACAAAUUUUCUGAGUAGAGAUUUCUGAGCAGGUAGCUUGUGUACAUAUCGAGAUGUAAUCCUAUACAUUGGCUAUACAUCAUUUAAUUCUAAAUUCAUUUGAGGUGGUAAUUAAGCUAGAUUGAUGUAUUGGGAAACAGAAACUUUGUGUUUUCUGAUUUUGGCUUCAAGUUAUUGAAAAGCAAAGACAUGAUGGAGAAAGUUGGUGGCACUCAUUAUUGAAAAACUUUGGUUAUUGUUGAUUUUCCAAGGUGAUGAAGGUAUGUAGCUAACGCAGUCAAGAUUCAAAGAAUAUGCUUUCCGUAUUUGAAGAUGAUAAUCAUGUACCUGAAGUAGUCGAAGAAGUUGUAGGGAUGCCAUCAGCAACACUUCCGUUCCUAUCAACUUCACUCAAUGGAAGUAUGUAUUGCCAUAUCUAAAUUAUCUUCAUUCAAUCCAAAGUUCAUCAAAGGAGGUGCUCUGUUAUUUUAGCUUCAGAAAAUGUUAGGUCGGGGAUUUGAGUGUUUGAUCGCUUGUGGAUUCUGCUGGGAGUGUCAAGCUUACUAGCUCCUCUUUUGAAAAUUAUUCACUAUAAAUCUGCAGUUGGGAAGUGGUUCAAUGGUGGUUUGGGCUGAAAUUUCGAUAGCAAGUUCUAGAUGUACUUUUUCGUUCGGAAUGGUUGGAGGAUUAAGAUAAGAUUUGGAGGAUACAGGAGUCAUUCCAUGUUCCAUUCCACCUGCCCCUCAGUAGCUCUUAGUCAUUUCGGUGAGCCUUUUUUCUUUCCAAGGGCUAAGUAAUUAUGUAAUGGAACCUUUGCUCAAAAUUUAGAUUAUGUCAACGCUCCAUAUGUCACAGGCAGGAUCCUCGUGUGGGCUAUGUUAUUUUGAACCUCGAACUGUUUAGAUAGUAAUUAUAAUUUGGUUAUGUAAGACUUAUGGAUUUAACUAUAUACUCUAGUUAUCAACUUGAUAUAUAUAUAUAUAUAUAAUGCGUAUU